AUGGGCGACCCACUAUCCGUUACCGCUAGCGUGGCUGGCCUAUUGUCUCUCGGCUUACACAGUACAGAGUACCUUUACAAGUACUACACCGCGUGCCGAGAUCAACAUCAGGAUCUCGCCAAAAUUGCAGACCAACUCGGUAACCUCCUCGAAUCCGUCCAAGUUAUCGACGAGAUUGUGCGCAACCGCACCUGGCGGCCCAACGAGCAGUCAAUCCUACAAUGUAUUGAAAAUUCUAUCACUCAUAGUGAAGAGGCUAUAAAAGGGUUACAGCGUGAAGUCGACAAAUUCAAAAAUGAGCCCAAUAACGACUGGAAAAAGAAGGUAGUGUCCGUUGGGCGACGGGCGGCGUAUCCAUUCAAGAGGAGCACAUUAGAAGAUCUCGGCGACGAUGUGAGCGAGUUUCGUGGCAACUUGUCAAUCGCGCUACAGGCGCUUCAGCUGAAAGAGCAUCAGAAUACACAAGGCGACAUCGAGGAGGUCAACGCUAUCGUCAAGGACAUACAGGCACGAAGUGUCAGUGCCGAUCUGCGGCAGUGGCUGAGUGCACCUGAUGCAACAGUCAACUUCAAUGUCGCAGUUGCCAAACGACACGCGAGCACUGGGCAGUGGUUGGUCCAAGGUCCCGCCUAUACCACAUGGCUACAGCAGGGCAAUUCAUUUCUGUGGCUGUAUGGCUUCGCUGGCUGUGGAAAGUCCGUACUGUGCUCGACGGCGAUCCAGCACGCCUUUCGCCGCCGACAAUCGUCCGCCGACAGUGCGGCCGCCUUCUUCUUCUUCGACUUUAGAGACGAGUCGAAACAAGAUGCGUCUGCGGCGCUACGAGCAUUGCUAUUCCAGCUCUGUGGACAGAUUCCCGGUCUGGAGGCAGACUUGACCCGCCUGAAAAAUUCAUCUAAUCAUAGCACUCCACCGGUACAGGUCUUCCUGGAAUAUUUGCGACAAGGCGUGGCCCGGUGUCGCCACGUCUAUAUUCUACUUGAUGCCUUAGACGAGAGUCCUGCGGGCAACUCGCGCCUCGAAGUCCUAUCGCUGAUAGAGACCAUGCGACAAUGGCAGCUGCUGGGCUUGCACUUGUUAGUCACCAGUCGGGACGCCUCCGAUAUCCGAGCAUAUCUACAGUUUCCGGCACUCCCCGCGGGCGUAGAGCAUAUCGCGAUGAAAAACGACAGUGUCCAGGAAGAUAUCUCGCGAUUUGUGUCAUUUCAAGUUGACUACGACCGUGAACUUCAGCACUGGGGUGACCAUCGAAAGAAGAUCAAGAGCUAUCUGGUCUCGCAUGCGGAUGGAGUAUUUCGUUGGGUCGAAUGCCAACUUGAGCCGCUGCGGCAGUGUCCUCUAACUGAGUAUCAUCUAGAAGAGUGUCUGCGAGAACUGCCAGAGUCUCUUGACGAGACGUACGAGCGGAUGCUCUGUGGCAUCAAGUUCAAGAAGGACGCGCAACGAAUCCUGUCCCUCCUGUGUCAUGCAUCGCGGCCGUUGUCGAUCGAUGAGGUCAUUGAGGCUCUCGCUGUCGACAUUGACAACCGUGGGUGCUAUAAUCCAAGGAGGAGAAGCACUGGCGGUGCUGACCACCUCACUCGAAUUUGUCCUGGACUCAUUGAGAUCAGCCUGGAUACAUUGGGUACACAGGGAGUCCGGAUUGCUCAUUUCUCGGUCCAAGAGUUCCUACUCUCUGACCGCAUUCGAAAAGGUCGAGCGGCCGAUUUCGCUUUGUCAGGCCUAUCGCAGCAUGGGCGGAUCAGCAAAACUUGUCUACUGUAUCUCCAACACGAUGAAUUCUUGCAACAGAAUUUGAGUCCAGAUCUCGUGAGACAAUAUGCCUUUGCAAAAUAUGCUGCGGAGCAUUGGCACCACCAUUAUCGCCAAGCUGACGGCCAAUGUACCCGACAGUUGUCAGAGAUGGUUCGCAAUCUGUUGAUGACGCGCUGUACGAAAGAACGUUGGCUUCGGCUAGGCGAUCCAGAUACACCAUGGUCAACUGACGUGGAUUACUCCACAGUCGCUCAAAGUUAUCCUUCGGCAACAUACUAUGCUUCUCUUCUUGGCCAAGACGAAGUGUUGAUGUUUAUUCUAUCUAUAUCUACAGCAGAUGUCAACGUACAAGGAGGCCGUUAUGGUAACGCACUACAGGCGGCAUCAGCGCGUGGCCACGAGAAGGUAGUACAGAUACUGCUCGAGAAGGGUGCCGAUGUCAACGCACAAGGAGGCGAUUAUGGAGGCGAUUAUGGUAACGCACUACAGGCGGCAUCAGCGGGUAGCCACGAGAAGGUAGUACAGAUACUACUCGAGAAGGGUGCCGAUGUCAACGCACAAGGAGGCUAUUAUGGUAACGCACUACAGGCGGCAUCAGCGGGUGGCGACGAGAAGGUGGUAUAG
This is a messenger RNA of Fonsecaea pedrosoi CBS 271.37, 2379 nucleotides long. RefSeq lists its product as uncharacterized. Gene Ontology annotation, molecular function: protein binding. The record is from RefSeq and is a predicted model, not a curated record. The transcript is spliced from 3 exons. The coding region runs from base 1 to 2379 and encodes 792 amino acids. Lineage: Eukaryota; Fungi; Ascomycota; Eurotiomycetes; Chaetothyriales; Herpotrichiellaceae.